UUUGUAUGUUGCAAGUGCAAAUAGAUGGGCCAGCUAAGUUUUUAUUUAUGGGGAAAUAAAGAUUACAGCGGAGAAGAGGAGGAAAUGGCAAUAUAUUGUGGGGGGCAGGCCCAACUAGAGGGAGAGAGAGAGUAGUAAUAAGCGAUGAGAUGCGAUGUUUAUCUCCAUGAUGCGAGGGGCUGGGCUACUCUAGUUAGGUGGAAUCCUAACUAUUCUCGGCUUAUAUUUAGACUCUUUCUAUGAUCACUUGUUAUGGCUGCUUUUUCCUGUCAGAUUGGCACUGGAAUUUUCUGCCGUCUAAAUUUAUAGGGCCCAAAAUAGCAGAUAUCCAGGAUCGAUCUGUAGCAGCCCACGAUUCAUCCCGUUGAGUUGGAGCAUCUGCAGGAAGGUUUGAAGCUUCUUUCAUGGAGGAAGAGCACGAGGAAGUUGUGUUGCAGAGUUCCAAGCAUGUAUGCAAGGUCUGUAACAGAAGAUUCGCCUGCGGGAGAGCUCUGGGUGGUCAUAUGAGGAUUCAUGGAUCUGCUUCGCUUAAUCAAUUCAGUGGCCUGGAGGAAGAUGGUGGGCUGAAGAGGCGUCUUGUGGCGGAGGAGGAGGAAGAGGAGGAGGAGGAAGAAGAGCAGGAGGCGUCUUGUGGCGGCGAUCAUCUUCAAAUCAAGAAGAACGAGCAGAUGUACGAUCUGCGGCCAAAUCGCAGACGGACUUGGCGGUUUGCAGAUCUAGACUACUCUUUUGCUGCUGUUAAUGGUGAGUUCUGUAGCUCUAAAUUUCCAGUUUUUAAGAACUAUCAGGCUUGUGUGGAGUGUGGGGAGGAAUUCUCUUCUUGGAAGAGUCUCAUCAGACAUAUGGAAUGUCAUUUCGAUGAUAACAAAGUGGAAGGAGGGGGAGAAGAAGACGAGGAUGAUGAACAGAGCCAGUCAAAUGUGAAAGAGGAAGAAGAAGAGGAAGUGGGUGUUUAUUGGGACAGUGAGAGCGAUACGGAAAGGGCACCAGAGCGGAAAAAGAGCACCAAGGGCAAGAGAUCGAAUCGUGGGAACAAUACCCAGAGGCGACCUCGACCUAGUCCUAGUUCAGAAGUGGAGUUCAUGGCGAGUUGCUUGGUCAUGCUGGCGUCUUCAGGGGAGUCGUGGGAACCCACAAUUAAGCCCUCUCCUUCACUGGAUGACGAUUGCACUACAUCCCGAGCGAGGGAUCUCAAGCGCAAGAGAAGAACACCCCCAGCAGCUCUGUGUUCAGGUGAUUUGAAGAAGCUGGUGGUGCCCAUGCCGAUGCCCAAGAAAAUGAAGUACGAAUGCAAGACAUGCAAGAAAAUGUUCGCGUCAUUUCAAGCUCUGGGCGGACACAGGGCAAGCCACAACAAGGUCAAAGGCUGCUCGGCCAAGCAGGAUGACGACUUGGAAGAGGAAAUAAUCACCAGUGAUGAAGAUCUCUACAAGGAUUUGCCCCCCAAAUCCACACCGGACGAAGAAGAAUCAGUGGGUCUAGGCAGUGUCAUUUCACAGAAAUCCCCAUGGCUGGAUCUCAACUUGCCUGCUGCUCCAGACGAUGACCCCAAAUGGUUUCUCGCCACUCAAACCCAGCAGGGCUUAUGUUCAAUUUCUACUCCAACGUGAAGGACAGACGAUUCAUUCUAUUUGGUCUGAUUGAUUGGCUCUAUUUGUUCCUUCUCAUUUUUUUUAGUUCUCUCUCGUUUACAUUCUGUAAACUUCAAAAUCUUGGGCCCCCAAACUUGAAGAUUUUUCACAUCAUUCAUUCUUUUGUAAUUAUCAUAGUCUAAGUAAAAGCUAAGCUAAGAAGCUCUUCUGACAGGCAUCCAUGGCAGCAAUAGCAUUUACUGUUGUGUUGCUGUUCCUUUAUCUUUCCUUCUUUGUUUCUUUCUUUCUGGCGUGUGAAUGGAGGUGACAAGGAAAAGUCGAAAGUGGGUUCUGUUGCAUUGAAUUAAAGUAAAUCCUCCACAAGUAUGUGAAGCGGCGAGCAUUGAUUGAAAAGAGAAAGUGAAAAGAGAGAGAAAAUGAAAAUGGACAUUGCAGUGCAGUGCUUAGCGUGUACGCAGGGCAGAGAUGAGAAGAGAGGGGGGCGAAGUAGAUAAUGAGUCACCGUCGGUUUGAUGUGUAGGACACGGAUUAGCCGCUCAUUGUAUCACAAAACUCCAUCAUCAUCAUCAGAUUUUAUAUAUAUAUAUAUGGUUUUCUUCCUGUA
Cryptomeria japonica (Japanese cedar) is the source of this 2196-nucleotide messenger RNA. Its product is annotated as zinc finger protein ZAT4. The transcript has a single exon. Lineage: Eukaryota; Viridiplantae; Streptophyta; Pinopsida; Cupressales; Cupressaceae. The record is from RefSeq and is a predicted model, not a curated record. Bases 405 to 1610 code for a protein of 401 amino acids.